Messenger RNA from Nerophis ophidion (straightnose pipefish), 1708 nucleotides. Its product is annotated as ras-related C3 botulinum toxin substrate 1-like. Gene Ontology annotation, biological process: regulation of cell shape; establishment or maintenance of cell polarity; small GTPase-mediated signal transduction. NCBI's taxonomy places the organism in Eukaryota, Metazoa, Chordata, Actinopteri, Syngnathiformes, Syngnathidae. Gene Ontology annotation, cellular component: cytoplasmic vesicle; plasma membrane; dendritic spine. The record is from RefSeq and is a predicted model, not a curated record. Gene Ontology annotation, molecular function: protein kinase binding; GTPase activity; GTP binding. Bases 287 to 865 code for a protein of 192 amino acids. The transcript is spliced from 6 exons.
GUCUCGCUUCCUUCGGGGUGGUGGCCGCCGUGUUGCUUCGCUAGCUUCCCCAGCUUCCCCUUCUCAGGCAUGGCAAUGUAGGCAGAUCCCAUCCCGGAGAAAGUUGUGUUCAAGUGCUCCACAAGUUGCUGACAACCCGUCUCUCAUCUUUGGAGGUUCUCAGCGACACUGACGACCACCGCGGGGACCUUUUCCUUUUGGGACUUUUUUGCGUAGCGGACAAAGGGAAGAGACUUGUGAGCUAACCAUAGUUAGCUUGAGUCCGCUAACUUAGCAUUCCUCCAUCAUGCAGGCCAUCAAGUGUGUCGUUGUCGGAGACGGAGCUGUGGGUAAGACCUGCCUGCUCAUCAGCUACACCACCAAUGCCUUUCCUGGAGAGUACAUCCCCACAGUCUUCGAUAACUAUUCUGCCAACGUGAUGGUUGACGGCAAGCCUGUGAACCUGGGCCUGUGGGACACGGCAGGACAGGAAGACUAUGACAGACUCCGCCCACUCUCCUACCCUCAGACGGACGUGUUUCUCAUCUGCUUUUCGCUUGUGAGUCCGGCUUCCUUUGAAAACGUCCGUGCCAAGUGGUACCCAGAGGUGAGACACCAUUGUCCCAACACCCCCAUUAUCCUGGUGGGCACCAAGUUGGAUCUGAGAGACGACAAGGACACCAUCGACAAGCUGAGGGAGAAGAAACUCUCCCCCAUCACCUACCCACAAGGCCUGGCCAUGGCCAAAGAGAUCAGUUCCGUCAAGUACCUGGAAUGCUCGGCUCUGACUCAGCGCGGCCUUAAGACCGUGUUUGACGAGGCCAUCCGCGCCGUCCUCUGCCCCCCGCCCGCCAAGAAGAAGAGGAAGAAGUGCAGCCUCCUCUAAGGCGGCGCCACCACCUCAUAACAAUGUAGAUGUAGCCAGCAGCUGUUUGGAAUCGUGUCACACAACUCUGAGAAUUCAAAUUCAUUCAGCCUUUUUUUUUUUUAUUAAAUCAAUGGUGGAGCUGUUUAUUUUGUUUACAGUCUGGGUUCUUUUAAGUGGACGUCUUGUUGCCAAAUACAUACUGCAAAAAAAACAAAAACAAGAAUGCUGCUGUUUGUCCAAACAUGUUCAUAUCAAAUCAAAGUGCAGGUUUGCAGACACCAACAGUGCUAUUAUUAUUAGUAGUAGUAGUAGUAGUAGUAGUAGUAGUAGUAACCAUUCUGCGUCCCGACUGGACCUUUUUCAUUUUACCAUAAGGCAACCCCCCCCCAAUAUUGUGGUGUUUGAACUGUGUGGUGGCGGGAUACAAGAGCACCUUUGAUGCUCCUUGGGCAUUUAGCAAAAACCUUUUUUUUGUAAAGUCGCAUCACGACUGGCCAAAUAUCAGUGCCUGUUAGUAAGAAAGCUACUGUCGGUUGUAGUGUAGGAUAUAUUCUCUUUUGUUAUAAUCAUCACUGUAUUGUUAACCUAACACUAUGAAUAUGCUUUUAACCUCCAUACUAUCUUUGUGCCACAUAUACUGAAAAGUACAAACGUUUGUCAUUGCUACAUUUAUGUUUUUCUUUGCCUCGUUACAAAAAUGUAUUUGAACUACUAAAAAGGGGUAAGAACACGCUCAUCUUUUUGUACUCGGACAUCAAGCUGUGCUUCAAUUCAAGCCAACGUGGUGACUGUUGUAGUUUUAUGGAUUAAAAAAAGCUAUUGUCACUUUUUGGAAAACGCCAAUAAAGUCCAGUAAAAUCA